UGUGUGUACAACAUGUACAGUACCGGCAGGUGUGACUCUGCUAACAUGAUAUUAUGUUGAGACAAAGUCACAGGGCAGACUGUUGAUCGAGAGCAUCUCAGCAUCAUGGAACGGCUUUCCUUGCCUGGAAGAGCCCUGCUCUUUCUUCUCAUAUUUGUGAUUUCCAGAUCUGAAGUUGAUGCAGGACCAUUGCUAUGGAGGCAGAAGAGGACUUGGAUUCCUCCUCCUAAGAUGCUAAUAGAAAAUGUAGAUUACAGAAACGAGCCUUUUAUUGCUAGGAUCUUUUCUGAUGAGCAAGCUAACUUACCAGUGAGGUAUUCGUUGAAGGGGAAAGGUGCCACUGAAAACCCUGAGAAUUUGUUUGUCGUUGACCCUGACACUGGUUUGAUUCGUCUUACAGACAUUUUGGAUAGGGAGAAAAUCCCUGAGUACAAUUUACUAGGAGUUGCAAAGUAUCUCGAUGGGUCAAAUGCAGAGACGAACCUCCCACUGAGAUUUAAAGUUCAGGAUGAAAAUGAUUGUACUCCUGUAUUUGGUCAAAUGUCACCUGGCGCUGUGAAGGAAUUAAGUCCAGCAGAGACUUACAUCAUGACAAUAAAUGCAACGGAUGAUGAUGAACCUGGUAAUCCAAAUUCACAAAUUAAGUACACUAUUGUGGACCAGAAACCAGCAGGAGAAAGUAUGUUCUACAUUAGUCCGCAGGGUGAGCUCUUUGUUCGAAGGGCAGCUCUUGACAGAGAAACACAGGAUGCUUAUAUGUUGACUAUUGAAGGAACAGACCUCAAUGGUGCAAUCAAUGGCAAUACCGGAACUGGGACCGUUGUAGUUAACAUCCUUGACGUCAAUGAUAAUCUUCCUGUUCUGGAGAAAGACAGUUAUGAAGGCAGCAUAGAAGAGAACACAGCCAACAUGGAGGUGAUGAGAUUCAAAGCCAUUGAUGCUGACUUGGAAUAUACUGACAACUGGCUGGCCCAGUAUGAGAUCAUUUCAGGAAAUGAAGCCGGGUACUUCAGCAUUGAAACGGAUCCAAAAACCAACGAGGGAGUUUUGAUGUUGAAUAAGGCUGUUGACUAUGAAGAACUCCAAGAGCUGGACCUCAAAGUUGCUGUGGCAAACAAAGCACCAUUCUAUCUCUCAGGGGGUGGAGGAGGUGGGGCAGGAGGUGGAGGAGGUGGGGCAGGAGGUGGAGGAGGUGGGGCAGGAGGUGGGGCAGUGGGUGGAGGUGCAGGUGGAGGAGCAAGUGGGGCAGGAGGUGGAGGAGGUUGGGCAGGGGGUGGAGGAGGUGGGGCAUGGGGUGGAGGAACAGGAACUGGUGGAGGAUUCGGAAUAACCGGGACAGGGUACGGAAAAACGUACCCAGUAAAGAUCAGUGUGAAGAACCAGCCUGAGGGUCCCAAGUUCAGCCCCAAAGUAAAAGCAAUCCCCCUCUCUGAGGACAUCAAAAAGAUCAACCUCAAAAGUGUGAUUGGAAAAUACCCCGCGACUGAUGAAGACACCAAAAAACCUGCACAGAACGUGAGGUAUGCCAAAGGAUAUGAUCCUGACAACUGGCUCAUAGUUGAUGAAAAAACUGCUGAAAUCAAACUCAACAAAAUACCAGAUCGGGAAUCCAAAUAUCUUGUUAAUGGAACAUACGUUGCAGAAGUACUCUGCAUGACUCAAGACAUGCCAUCAAAGACCUCCACUGGCACCAUUGCCAUCCAGGUGGAAGACUUCAAUGAUCACUGCCCCCAACUCACAAGCACUUCCCAGACUAUGUGCACAGAUGAUGACAGCCUGCUCAUCACUGCUAGAGAUGAUGAUGCUGACCCCAAUGGUGCUCCUUUUAUGUUCAGUAUCAUUCCUGAAAGUGCCAAGGAACAAUGGAAAGUGGAACGUUUGAAUGACACGACAGCUAUCCUGCGAGUCCAGAAGCCCUUAUGGCCUGGUCCCCAUGAGGUUACUGUGGAGAUAAAGGACCAGCAAGGAUAUGCCUGUCCUGACAAACAGGUGUUGAAUGUGAAGGCCUGCACCUGCACCGUGGACAAAGAGUGCCAUAGCAAAGCAAGGGAGGCGAAGGGGGCCGUGUUUGGGGCCCCGGGGAUUGGUCUACUCCUCCUUGGGCUCCUGAUGCUCCUGCUUGUGCCCCUUCUGCUGCUGUUCUGCACUUGUGGUGCUGGUGCUGGUGCAGGAGGGAUCGGAGGAGCUUUCUCUGAUAUUCCUUUUGACACCAAAGAACAACUGAUGGCAUACCACACUGAGGGCCAGGGUGAGGACAAGGAUGUGCCGCUGCUAAGUGCUCCUGCUGACCUCAGCAGAGGAUUCACUAAAUCUGCAGCUAUUAGUUCAUGCGCUCCUGUACCUGCAGACGUUGGCCUCCUGUCCACUUCCUCAAUGAUGGGUGGUGGGACCAGUUUCGUCAUUCAUAACAAUGACCCCAUGGAAAUGUCCCAAAAAGACAUGCUGGGCAAUAACAGAGGGAGUGCUUUUAAUUUGAGGCAUGGAAGAGUUGAAGGUGAUAUGUACGACGGAAUAGCCCUUCCAGGUCAUUAUUUGAAAGAGUACUACUCGCAGAAGGCCAGCUGUGCAGCAGGAAAUGAAGCUGAGACAGAAGACUUGUUGGCGUUUAACUUCGAAGGACACGGAUCACCCGUGGGGUCUGUUGGGUGCUGCAGUCUCCUUGAGGCAGACAAUGAUCUGGAAUUUCUGAACAACCUGGGCCCCAAGUUCAAAACCCUGGCGGAGAUCUGUAGAGGUCCAGAAGUGGAACCAGAGGUGUCCGUCCCACCACCACAGCCCAAAGCAGAACACACCACGAUGACAAGUGUGGUCACAAACAGUGCUCUCAGUGCGUCUAGUUUACCUCCACCCAGCAGCCAUGUGGAAAAGCAUGUUGUCGCAGAGACGAGUCGCACGGCUACUCUUCCUAGUGUGACAGUUCGUGAGAAUGCGAUGAUUCCUAAUCAGGCGUAUGUCAUUCAGCAGCCUGUGUACCUCGCCUCGACCCCUGUGUUGCAAACAACUCAGUAUGUUAUGGAGCCACAGGUUCACAACACUGUGCUGGUGUCAGAGUUGCCCUCAGUUUCAAACAUGCAGACAAUGUAUGUAGUAGAUGGUGUUCCAGGCCCAGAAAGCGUGAUUAUGAAGGAGCGGGUUGUGACAGGUCCGGCUGUUGGAGGGGUGGUCAGCAGUAGUGUAGGUACUGGUCAGGUGGUGCGAGAGGGUUUAGUGGGAGUGAACUCAGGCCUUGUAGGCAUGAAUAAUCUCUAUGGAUCACAGAACCUUAUUUUAUUGGAAGGAGCAGGAAGCGGAGGCCAGCUUCUCCAGAAUGGAACCCUGCAGAAGCGUGAUCUGUCUGGAUCUCAGAAAAUCUUGCUGGUGGAUGGUCAGAUGGCAUCUGGACAGGUGAUCUCAGGAGGGUCUUCUUGGGUCCAGCAAGGGUCUCUACACAGGGGAAACCUUUCUGGGUCUCAGAACAUCCACAUUGUGGACGGACAGGGAGCCAGCGGAUUGGUAGUGCAGGCGGGAACCUCAGGGUUGACCCAGGGGGUAUUGCAGGCAGGUCAGCUGUCAGGAAUGCAGAGUGCAGUCUUUGCAGAACAAAAUGUGUCUUCCAGGCCUAGUGGAGUAAUGGGGUCGAGGAGCUCUGCGCAAAUAAAUGGUCUUCCUGUCUUAAAGAAACACACCCGCUGAAGAGAUGAAAAAGUUUUGGUUUAGAAGCAAACUGCAGAAUGAAGGAAAAAAUCUGAUGGUCUGCAGAGUAUCGUGUUCUGCCAAUGGGCCUGAUUCUGAUUUUAUACAAUAACUCUCUAUUGUACAGAUACAUCCACCUAGCCAACAUCAUAUUAUGUGGAAAAGCUGCAUGGUUGAUGUAAUAGAAAACAUUUUUUAAAAAAUUAUAUUUUACCACAGUUUCCUUUCUGUUCAUAUCUGAUUACAAGUUGUAGUCACCUGUCACAGUCCGUGCUUUGCAAAAGUCAACACUGACAGCUAACACUGAUAUAGACACUGUUCCUAUAUUUUUAAAGUAAUAUUUACUCAUAUAUCCAACUGUCUGGAGAGGGACCGUUUAUUUUUUUUGUUGUUUUUGAUUUUUACAUGUAAAGCUUGUGACUCAAUACACACUUAAUAAAAGUACGA
Messenger RNA from Scleropages formosus (Asian bonytongue), 4119 nucleotides. RefSeq names its product desmoglein-2-like. Lineage: Eukaryota; Metazoa; Chordata; Actinopteri; Osteoglossiformes; Osteoglossidae. The transcript is spliced from 14 exons. Gene Ontology annotation, biological process: homophilic cell-cell adhesion. Gene Ontology annotation, molecular function: calcium ion binding. Gene Ontology annotation, cellular component: desmosome; plasma membrane. The record is from RefSeq and is a predicted model, not a curated record. The coding region runs from base 106 to 3672 and encodes 1188 amino acids.